AUCGUUCUGCGCAGAGCCGACGCUUGUCUGAUGAGCACGUUUCCGCUUCCGGUGACGUGUGAGAGAAAGAUGGCUGCGCGGGGAAAGAAACGUGCAGCGGAGCGAGCGGCACAAAACAAGACGAAACGAGCGAAAUUAAACGGGAACAAAACGCCACAAACCGAGAAAAACCCGAAGACCGUGAUGUUUACCCCGGAGAAUGAAGAAGAAGCGAAUAAAAACAUCAUCAGCGUCCCGCCGCCCGUCAGCUCGGGCAAAUGGACGAAUAAGGAGCGAGUGUUGGUGUUUUCUUCUCGCGGGAUCAGCUUCAGGACGAGGCACCUGAUGAUGGAUCUACGGACCAUGAUGCCUCACAGCAAAGCUGACACCAAGAUGGACAGGAAAGACAAGCUCUUUGUGGUGAACGAGGUGUGUGAGAUCAAAAACUGCAAUAAAUGCAUCUUCUUUGAAGCCAAGAAGAAACAGGAUCUUUAUAUGUGGAUCUCAAACGUCCCUCACGGACCUUCAGCCAAGUUCCUCGUACAGAACGUUCACACUCUCGCUGAGCUGAAAAUGACCGGAAACUGUCUGAAAGGCUCCAGACCGCUCCUGUCCUUCGACCCGAAAUUUGACCAGGAGCCGCACUACGCGCUGCUGAAGGAGCUCUUCACUCAGACCUUCUCGACGCCUCUCUACCAUCCGAAGAGUCAGCCGUUUGUGGACCAUGUUCUGACCUUCACCAUCGCUGACCACAGGAUCUGGUUCAGGAACUAUCAGAUCAUCGAAGAAGACGCGUCUCUGGUGGAGAUCGGCCCACGAUUCGUCUUGAAUCUGAUCAAGAUCUUCCAGGGCAGCUUCGGUGGACCCACGCUGUUCGAGAACCCUCACUUCCAGUCUCCCAACACGCAUCGGCGCCUGAUCCGACAGGCCACAGCGGCCCGGCACAAGGAGCGUCAGCUGGUGAAGCAGAUCCUGAAGGAGAAGCGCUCCGAGGAGCUGGAGGUGCUGGCGAAGGACGUGACAGACGAGGUGUUCCUGACUCCAGCCGAGCCCAGAGAUCCUGAGAUCCAGCGACAGCCUCCAGAACCACACAAGAAGAAGAAGCUGCGCCUCACAGAGCUGAAGAAGAAGACGCUGAUGAAGCGCAAAGGCCUGCGAUAAACCUGCUGAACUCCCUGAACAUCUCUGUGAAUGUCACGCAGGCUUGCAUUGGUCUACUGC
This is a messenger RNA of Carassius carassius (crucian carp), 1200 nucleotides long. RefSeq names its product brix domain containing 2 (gene brix1). Gene Ontology annotation, molecular function: rRNA binding. Gene Ontology annotation, cellular component: nucleolus. Gene Ontology annotation, biological process: ribosomal large subunit assembly; rRNA processing. The record is from RefSeq and is a predicted model, not a curated record. Lineage: Eukaryota; Metazoa; Chordata; Actinopteri; Cypriniformes; Cyprinidae. Bases 31 to 1140 code for a protein of 369 amino acids. The transcript is spliced from 10 exons.